Messenger RNA from Impatiens glandulifera, 1712 nucleotides. RefSeq names its product tRNA (adenine(58)-N(1))-methyltransferase non-catalytic subunit trm6. Gene Ontology annotation, cellular component: tRNA (m1A) methyltransferase complex; nucleus. The record is from RefSeq and is a predicted model, not a curated record. Lineage: Eukaryota; Viridiplantae; Streptophyta; Magnoliopsida; Ericales; Balsaminaceae. Gene Ontology annotation, biological process: tRNA methylation. The transcript has 13 exons. The coding region runs from base 120 to 1451 and encodes 443 amino acids.
GGUCGCCGCAUAAUUACUUCUUCCAGUGCGAUCAGAAAAGACCUCCGCCGACGACCUCGCUGACUCUGGUCGUCAAUUAGGUCAAACAAAUUAUUCCUUUCAGUGAUAACGUCAUUAAGAUGUCAGAGAAUUCUAGAACUACGUGGGAAGGUUGCAGUGUCUUGCUCGACAUCAACGACGGCGAUCGUCUUGUUUUUGCUCGUCUAUCACCUGGAUCGACUUUGAAGAUUGGGACUAAGAAUUUCUCCCUUCAGCCAUUGAUUGGCUGCCAUUACGGCUCAUUGUUUCAAGUAGAGAAUGGAAAGAAACCGGUUCUAUCUCGUGUUCAAGACGCCACAAAAGAUAAUAAUGUUGAAGACAAAGGGGGUUGUGAAACGGUGGAUGAAAGUAAAGAUAAUCGAGCAUUAAUUGAUAAUAAUCUAGCCCAAAGUCUUACAGGCGAAGACAUAGAUUCCAUGAAGAGUCAAGGUGCAACCGGAAAUGAAAUAAUUGAAGCCCUCAUUGCGAAUAGUGCAACAUUUGAGAAUAAAACAGCUUUCUCACAGGAGAAGUAUAGGCUUAAGAAGCAAAAGAAAUACGCACCUACGGUUCUUGUGAGGCGUCCUUCUGCAUGCAGUAUAUGUGAGGCAUACUUCAAGAAAAACCCUGCAAAAAUAGGGUUCUUACGCAUUGAUGCCUUGUCUCUUAUUCUAUCCAUGGCUAAUGUUCAUUCGCACUCUGAUGUCCUUGUGGUGGAUAUGGUUGCUGGCAUGCUUGCUGGUUCUAUUGCGGAGCGCUUAGGAGGUACCGGUUCUGUCUGCAACGUGUACUUGGGAAAUUCGCCAACUUCAUUGGACAUAGUGAGGAUUUUCAACUUCACUAGUGAAACAUGCAAAAGGAUUGUGCAGUGUUCAGUAUCAGAUCUUUGUUCAUCACAAAAUGCUACAUCUAACGAUGAAAUUCAGCCUAAUGAUGAUACGACUUGUCAGGAAGAUAACCAUCAAGAAAGCAUGGAAGAAAAAAAAGUCGAACCAAUUCCAUCCGAAAGUGAGGCAAUGGAUAUUGUGACAGACACAAAUGUGGCCCCAGUUAUCAGACCUUACAAAUCUCCCAAAGCUGGAGAGAAAGCUUCAUCAGAGUUAAUUAAGUCAUGGAAUGAAACUGGAUUUUCCAGUCUUGUAAUAGCUGCUACCGAUGCUGAUCCUUGGAACAUUUUAAAACAAGUUUUCCCGUUUCUCUCAUUUUCAGCACCGUUUGUAAUUUAUCACCAAUAUUUGCAGCCACUUGCCGAAUGCAUGCACAAUCUUCAAGUUGAAAAGAAGGCAAUAAAUUUGCAAAUCUCAGAACCCUGGCUCCGGGAAUAUCAGGUUCUACCAUCGAGAACCCAUCCACACAUGCAGAUGAGCGCGUUUGGUGGGUAUAUACUAACUGGGACCAAGAUUUGUGGCAAUGACCAGGUUAAAUUGAAGUGAUGACUUGGAAGUUAAUUAGGUCCAAUUGAGGUAUUAUUGUUUUCUAAUUUAGAUGCCCUUUGCGCCAUAUAACUAACUUAUCGAUAUUGCAUAAGGGCGGGCGCCGAAUAGUUUCAGAUAUGAAAACGACACUACUCAAGAUAUACCCAUUAGUCUUUUUUGGAGCAAUUUGUUUGCUUGUGGAUGCCCAUAAUUGGAUUGGAUUGGAUUUACAAUUUUGUUGUACUUUUCUUUGUUGUGUCUUUCUCUUUGUCUUUGGUU